Messenger RNA from Aspergillus niger, 1161 nucleotides. RefSeq lists its product as hypothetical. The record is from RefSeq and is a predicted model, not a curated record. NCBI's taxonomy places the organism in Eukaryota, Fungi, Ascomycota, Eurotiomycetes, Eurotiales, Aspergillaceae. Bases 1 to 1161 code for a protein of 386 amino acids. The transcript has 3 exons.
AUGCCCCGCAACCUACCAUGGCUACUCAAUGCAGCAACAACAACCAAACGAGAACCGAAGACAUCUCCGUCAGACACACCGCGUCGAACCGUGAAGCGCGAGACCAGAGCCAAAGAGAAGGAGAAAGAAGAAGAUGACAACGAUGUGACUCCAAAAGCCGAGAUGGCGAUGACUCCAGGUUCAAGGAUGAAGAAGCGCGAUUUUAUGCGGUCUUCUCCUACGCCGCCGUCCUCUCCCAUCCAUCGCUGUCCGUCUGAAGAAUACCUCCGCGAAGGCUUCGACAACGACGACAUAUACAUGAUGGUAGAAGACGAGUUCUACGCGGUCGCACAAACCUUCACACAACACCUACACUACGCAGAAUACAUACGACGGAAGAAAGAAGCCAAGUUGCAGAAUGCCACGACCAUACAGAAUAUCGCUCGACCGACCGAUGGUGUUACUGCGCAGAGCGAGGAAGCUAAACGCAAGGCUGCGGCGGAGGAUUUGUCCGCUCAGCAGAAGGAGGGGCUGCAGAAGAUGGUGGAAGGUGGACGACCUGCUGUGGAUUCGGAAGAAGAUGAUCAGGAGGAAGAGGAAGAUGAUACUUGGGCGGGUACGUCGCUGCAUGAUCUGCUGAUUAGCCCCCGAAAGGCGCGGUCGUUGGUCGGGAUGCAGGGCAUCAAGUCGACGACGCGGGCGGCUGCUGGACUGCGGGCGUCAGCAGGAAGCAGCGCGGUUACAGAUGGGGCAGCAAGGGAGCGACAGGAUGCGAUGGGGGACGGCGAUCAACUAAGUGAAACGACGGAUGACGACGAUCUGGACGCACGGACGAGGACCCUGACGGGACCGAGUCGUAUACAGCAUCGUACUACGGAGACUACGCCUACUGCUGCUAGCUCGCGAAGCAGCCCGAUGAAUAAUCGCUCUACCGGGGACAAUGGAAUCAGAAGAGUGCAGUCUAUGAGUAGUAGAUACAGUACACCGAGGGCGACCAAAUCCAAGAAGAGAUUAAUAUUCGAUGAUGACUUUGACGGGCUUCCAGAGCCGUCUCGGUCAAGCAAUCAGAUGCAGGGCCCGAUAUCAUCCCCGUCACUAGGUCGAAGAGCACCAAAUCCACGAGGCCCGGACCCCAAGGCAAAGAAAUCGCGUCUCAAUGAAGUUCCAACAUUCUUGUUUUGA